ACAAAAUCUUUUUUACUGCGUACAAUAUUUGAGUAUUUUUCAUGAGUACAAUCUAGCAAUCUUGCUAACUGAUACAAACGGAAAAAAAUAUGAAGUUAUGAAUGAUGAAAAACCUACCUCUACGUGUUAUCCUGGAACAUUUUGAUCAAAGUUCUGUUGUUGAGGAAUAAUUAAUUUAAUUACGGUUUAAAUUGUAUCCUUGGCCUAUAACUACGUAAAGUUCAAUUUAUGACGUUAUCUUCAUCAAGUAAGAACCAUACGAGUAAUUUUUAUCAAAGCUUCAUUGUAACAAAUGUGAAAUGAAGUUAACUGCUAACCAAGAUGAUGUAAUUUUACUUUAAUUUUGUGAAGGGAAAGAUGUAUUGAAGUGACUAAGUUACAGUGAAUGUGGUGUUUGUAUUGAUAUGGCAGAUUUGACUAGAUCAUCAUCAGAUUGUGAUAAAUAGGUAGUGAUGAGCUCAGCUGACCUGGUGGGUCUACCGGAGGUGGAGGCUCUGCAGCAGACCCUGGCCACCGCCGUGGGUAGGUUAAACGAGGAGAAAGAGCGCGCGCCGUGCAUAGCCCCGCGCGCCGCCAUGUGGGGCUCCGGGCGGCUGGUGCGCCUGGACGUGCUGAUGGCGUGCUGGGGGCUCGGCACGUGGCUCGGGGUCAACGGCCUGUACGUGCAGCUGCCCCUGCUGGUGGAGCGCCUGCCCGAGGGCUGGGCGCUGCCGGCCUCCAUGGCGCUGGCUGUGCAGCUCGCCAACGCCGGCCUGCUCAUAUACGCCUUGCUAAAGCGACUGCUACCGCGGGCGUCCGAUGCGCCGUUUAUCUACGCGCUGCUGCUCAUAGGCACCGCGGCGUUGACGCUAAACUCGUUCCUCUACACGGAGACAGUGACAGUGGCCGGGACAGAACGCUCCGUGGCGUUCCUAUCAUUGACGUUCUGUGCAGCGCUGGUGGGCUGCACCAGCUCGGUGUUAUUCUACCCGUACUUGAGGCACUUCCGCGACGUGUACCUGGCCACGUACCUGGCGGGCGAGGGGCUCAGCGGCUUCGUGCCGAGCCUCGUGGCGCUGGUGCAGGGCGUGGGCGGCGAGCCGGCCUGCGUGCCCUCCGCAGACAACUCCACGCUCGUGGCGGUCUACCCGCCGCCGCUGUUCGACUCCACCGUGUUUCUGUUAAUCCUCGGUGGUUUGUCGGCAGUUAGUUUAGUGAGUUUCUCGUUGGUGGACAAUUGCAAGGCGUUUGAGUCGGAGCGCGUGGCGACGUCAGCCGCCGCGAAGGACGAGGAAGCGUCGGCGGUGGUGUCGUGGCGCGCGCCGGGCUGGGCCGUGGCUAUGACCGCUAUGCUGUGUUUAAACGCGCUGAGCAACGGGGUGCUGCCGUCGGUGCAGUCGUAUUCCUGCAUGCCGUACGGCGCGGGCGCGUACCACCUGGCGGUGACGCUGGGCGCGAUGGCCAACCCGGCGGCGUGCCUGGCCGGCGUGUGGCUGCGCCCGCUGCCCGCGCGGCUGCUGGGCGCGCUGCUGGCCGCCGCCGCGCCGCCGCUCGCCUACAUCCUGGUGACGGCUGCCAUGAGCCCCGCGCCGCCGCUCAUCGGGCAGACCAUCGGAUCUAUCUUGGUGGUGACAUCAUGGGUGCUAACCUCCGCCAUAGUCUCCUACGCUCGCAUGUGGAUCUACGGGUGGGCGCGUCGAGGCGGCGCGCGGGGCAUGCGCACUUGCGGCGCCGUGACCCAGGUGGGGUCCACUCUGGGGUCUGCGCUGCUGUUCGCGCUGGUCAAUUAUACUGCCGUGUUUGUGCAGCCGCAGGCCUGCCCGUCCGUGCAUUAGCGGUAAUGGAUGAGGACUUGUGAGGGAUUUUCGACAGUGAAGGGGACUUCUGAAGAUGCUGUGAUUAGUGGUGUUUUCGCCUACUGUCUCGGAAAGUUGACGUAGCGAACGAC
This is a messenger RNA of Plutella xylostella (diamondback moth), 1927 nucleotides long. RefSeq names its product solute carrier family 52, riboflavin transporter, member 3. Gene Ontology annotation, biological process: riboflavin transport. The record is from RefSeq and is a predicted model, not a curated record. Gene Ontology annotation, molecular function: riboflavin transmembrane transporter activity. NCBI's taxonomy places the organism in Eukaryota, Metazoa, Arthropoda, Insecta, Lepidoptera, Plutellidae. Gene Ontology annotation, cellular component: plasma membrane.